Messenger RNA from Thalassophryne amazonica, 764 nucleotides. Its product is annotated as histone H1-like. The transcript has a single exon. Gene Ontology annotation, biological process: nucleosome assembly. Gene Ontology annotation, molecular function: DNA binding; structural constituent of chromatin. Lineage: Eukaryota; Metazoa; Chordata; Actinopteri; Batrachoidiformes; Batrachoididae. Gene Ontology annotation, cellular component: nucleosome. The record is from RefSeq and is a predicted model, not a curated record. Bases 31 to 684 code for a protein of 217 amino acids.
CAGCCACUGGAUUGAGUCUUUACGGUUCUCAUGACGACUUUAAAUACAGCCCCCUUCUUGGUUCUCAACAAUACUCGACGAUCAGCGAAGAGAAUGGCAGAAGUGGUUCCAGCUCCCGACGUGGCGGCUAAAGCCCCGAAGAAGAAGGCCGCCAAAAAAACGAAGAGUGGUCCCAGCAUUAGCGAUCAAAUUUUGGAUAUUCUGUCCGCAUCCAAGGACCGAAAGGGUACGUCUAUCAUCGCCAUUAAAAAGGCUCUGGCUGCCGGUGGCUACGACGUCGACAACAACAAAGGCCGUGUCAAAGUCGCCAUCAAGAGCCUGCUUGAAAAGGGUACGGUUGUUCAAACUAAGGGCUCCGGGGCUUCGGGGUCCUUCAAGCUCGCCAAAAAGGCGACAUCCCAGAAAACCCCUGCGAAAAGCAAGAAGCCUACCGCCAAGAAACCCGCACCCGCCAAAAAACCGAAACUAGCCAAGAAGCCCGCACCUGCCAAGAAGCCCAAGAAGACUACACCGAAAAAGGCUGCAGGUCCUAAGAAAUCACCAAAGAAGACGGCGAAGAAGACUCCAGCGGCUACGAAAACAAAGAGUCCCAAGCCAAAAAAGUCAGCACCCAAGAAAGGUGGACUGCCAAAAAAGAAGGCUGCCAAACCAAAACCUAAGAAGGUGGCAUCCAAGAAGAAGUGAGCUAGAACAUACCCAACAAAAGGCUCUUUUAAGAGCCACCACGUCUCUUAAAGUGCAAAUUCUUUUUAUAACUUUAACUU